This is a messenger RNA of Chlorella variabilis, 480 nucleotides long. RefSeq lists its product as hypothetical. The transcript is spliced from 2 exons. NCBI's taxonomy places the organism in Eukaryota, Viridiplantae, Chlorophyta, Trebouxiophyceae, Chlorellales, Chlorellaceae. Bases 1 to 480 code for a protein of 159 amino acids. The record is from RefSeq and is a predicted model, not a curated record.
AUGCGUUCUUUCGACGGCCCCAGCAGCAGCAGCAACGGUAGCACGCCGUACAGCAGCAGCAGCGGCAUGGCAAGCAGCAGCGGCACCCGUGGCGGCGCCGCCAAAGCGGCGGCGCCUCCCGCCGCGGCAACGCCGCCCGCCGAGGCUCCUCGCAGCUAUCGGGUCUCUGCGUGGCAGGCAAUGGCAUUCAAUGGGGCCGUUCCAGAGCGGGUCAACGGCAGGCUGGCCAUGAUGGCAUUCCUGUAUGUUGUGCUCAUUCAGCAGGUGCAGCAGCUGCCGCACGACUGGCACUCCUGGCCCUUCCUCGCGCUGUGCCUGCUGUUUGUCUACGCCGCCUUCCCGCCGGCAUUGGUGGGCGCCAAGGAGGAAGACUUUGGCGUCUUCCGAGUGGCGGCGGAGAAGACGAAUGGGCGCGCCGCCAUGAUUGCCAUGGCCGUGCUGGCUGCCCUGGAGUGGCACAGCGGCUUCUGCUUCUUCUGA